UGGUUUUGUGUCGGGGGACAGUUCCUCUGAGGGAGCCUUUAAACGGGCGCCACGUCACAGAGGCUGCGGCCGGGACAAAGCGCGAGGGCCGCCUCUUAAAGGGGAGGUGUCCGGGCGGCGCGGAGAGCGGGCCGCAGCUUCAUCAACCAGCUGAGACCUCUCCAUGUCCAGGCUGCUUUCCCAUUUAACAAAAAAACUGCUUAGACAAGAGAAAAUUACUCCAGCACAGAUUCAGCCAGUCAAAUUAGUGUUGAAAAGCCAGAGGAGUUAUAUUUUGAUUCCUGAACUUGCUGUUCCAUAUUCUCAAGUCUGGCUUUUUCAUUCCUUUUCUGUACAUUUAGCAGUGAAGCAAAGCCAGAGACUGCGUAUUUUCAACCCAGUUGUUGCGACAUUCUUUUGGGAUCCUAGCUGCCAUUAUUGUACAUAUAAAGCAGGGAUGCCCGUGCAGCGAUACUGUGUGGAUUAUGCCAAACGUGGCACAGCUGGCUGCAAGAAGUGUCGGGAGAAACUCCCAAAAGGACUAGUGCGAAUUGGGAGGAUAAUGCCAAAUCCCUUCUCUGAGGGAGCUGAGAUGAAAGAAUGGUACCACGUCAAAUGUAUGUUUGAAAAGCUGGAACGUGCUCGAUUAAGUACGAAGAAAAUUGAUGACUUAACGGAUCUGGAAGGCUAUGAGGAACUUCAGGACGCAGAGAGGGAUCUGAUCAACCAGCACAUUAAAGAACUUGCAAUCAAGAAUGGCUUGCUUUCUUCAAAAAUCAAGCCCUCCCCGAAUAAGCCGACCACAGUGACUCCAGUCACUCCAUCACCACGCAAAUUUUCUGGUUUCUCAGCUAAAGUGGGAUCUCCUGAAGAAGAGCCUUCGACCUCCAGCAGUGCUCUGUCAGCUGGUGCAUGUGACCCAAAUCACAAAGAUUGCUCUCUGCGGGAAUUUCGAAAACUUUGUGCAAUGAUCGCAGAUAAACCAAGCUAUAAUACUAAAACACAGAUCAUCCAGGAUUUCCUCAGGAAGGGGACUGGUGGAGAUGGAAAAUUCCAUGGAGAUGUAUACUUAACCAUAAAACUACUAUUGCCUGGUGUGAUAAAGACCGUUUACAACCUAAAUGAUAAACAGAUUGUCAAACUGUUCAGCCGGAUAUUUAACUGCAGUCUGGACGAUAUGGUGCGAGACUUGGAGCAGGGGGAUGUCUCGGAGACUGUACGCAUCUUUUUUGAAGAGAGUCAGACUUUCCCGCCAGCCCAUAAAAGUGUUAUGACAAUUCAGGAGGUCGAGGCAGCUCUCACCCAACUGUCCAAACUGACUAGGGAAGAAGACCAACAAAAGGAGCUCCAGAAUAUUGCUGCAAAAUGUACAGCCAAUGAUCUGAAAUGCAUUAUAAGGUUGAUCAAGCACGAUCUAAGAAUGAAUUCUGGAGCAAAACAUGUGCUGGAUGCCCUUGACCCCAAUGCUUAUGAUGCAUUCAAAGCCUCACGUAAUUUGCAAGAUGUGGUUAACCGCGUCCUCCAGAAUCAACAGGAAUCUGAACAAGUGCCAGGUUUGAAGAAGAUUCUUAGCAUCAAGGCCAACCUUCUAACCCCCGUGCAGCCUAUGCUGGCAGAAGCUUGCAAAUCAAUUGAAUAUGCCAUGAAGAAAUGCCCAAAUGGAAUGUAUGCAGAGAUCAAGUAUGAUGGAGAGAGAGUUCAAGUACAUAAAAAUGGGGACACCUUCCAGUACUACAGCAGAAGCCUGAAACCUGUGUUGCCACAUAAAGUUGCCCAUUUUAGAGAUUUUAUCCCCAAAGCUUUCGUCGGAGGUGACAGCAUGAUUUUGGAUUCUGAAGUGCUGCUGAUUGAUACACAGAGUGGAAGACCACUCCCUUUUGGAACACUGGGUGUCCAUAAGAAAGCUGCUUUCAAGGAUGCUAAUGUUUGCCUUUUUGUCUUCGACUGCAUUUAUUUCAAUGGCGUCAGCCUCAUGAACAGACCAAUCAGUGAGCGAAAGCAAUUCCUUCAUGACAACAUGGUUGAAAUCCCCAAUCGGAUCAUGUUUUCCGAGAUGAAGCAUGUGACCAGGGCCUCUGAUUUGAGAGAGAUGAUCAACCGAGUUAUUCAAGAGGGCCUGGAAGGACUCGUACUGAAAGACAUUAAGAGUCUGUAUGAACCAGGCAAACGUCACUGGCUGAAAGUGAAGAAGGACUACCUCAAUGAAGGUGCGAUGGCUGAUACUGCAGACCUUGUGGUGCUGGGAGCAUUCUAUGGGCAAGGGAAUAAAGGUGGAAUGAUGUCCAUUUUCUUGAUGGGCUGCUAUGACCCUGAUUCUUCACAGUGGUGCACAGUAACCAAAUGUGGAGGCGGCCAUGAUGAUGCGACAUUGGCACGCUUACAGAAUGAACUGGAUAUGGUGAAAAUAAGCAAGGAUCCAAGCAAGGUACCAGCUUGGUUAAAUGUCAGUAAGAACUAUACGCCCGACUUUAUUGUCAGAGAUCCAAAGAAAGCACCAGUGUGGGAAAUCACUGGGGCUGAGUUUUCUAAAUCUGAGGCGCACUCUGCAGAUGGCAUCUCAAUUCGGUUUCCACGGUGCACACGUAUUCGUGAUGACAAAGACUGGCAAACAGCUACUAAUCUUCCUCAACUCAAGGAAUUGUACAGGGUUUCAAAAGAGAAGACUGAUAUUGUUGUGACUUCUGGGAAAGAUGAUGAUGAGUGGUCCUCUGGUUCAUCAAAACUGACGUCACAGGGUUCAAAAGCUGCUUUCAAAUUAUCUGGGAAGAAAAUUAAGAGCCAAGAAGCUAACCAUACUUCCAAAAAAUCACCACCUGUACCUUCAGAUUCAUCAGCAGCAAGGGGGGUGAAGCGGAAAUUACCAGCAGUUGAACCAAAUGGAAAGAAGAUCGCAUCACCCAUAACUGAAAAGAGUAAUGGCUCCUUGCUUUCCAGCCCAUCUACGUCAUCUUCUUCCAACCAGACCCUGAUGAACAUAUUUACUGGAGUAAAGCUUUAUUUGCCCACAUCAGUGCAAGAUUACAGCAAACUCCGCCGAUACUUCAUUGCAUAUGAUGGUGACCUGGUUACAGAAUAUGACCUGGCUACAGCAACGCAUGUGGUUGGUGAAACAAAGGAUAAUACACACGCGUCAAAGGUCUCUGUGAAUUGGAUCUGGGAGUGCAUCAAGAAAAGGAGACUGGUCCCACCGUGCUGAGAGAUAUCACUCUAUGGUUUUUCAGCUCAAAAGUGGUAAAGAUCUCAAAUUUGAGAUUUAGGUACUUAUCCCACGAAAUUUUAGACUUAUAAUUAGGACUUCAUGGGAAUGAAUGAUACUAGCACAUUGGAAUUCUCUGCUUGGUAUCGUGUAUACAUCUGUAGACUUGCCUAGUUGGAAGAACAAUGCAAAGAGAUUAUGAAAGUCUUUUCACUUUACUUAAUACCUUUUUCUGACAAAUAGAUAAUUCCUGUACUGUGGUGCUGCACCUCAUUGUAUUCAAGAUAAUGGGAAUGUGCAUUCCAAUCAAUAGGGCUUACGGACACUACAUUACAGAACAAAGUAUGAAAGGACAACUUCUCAAAGAGUGUUGGUUAGUGUUUAACCUGGAAAAGAAAAAUAUUGUAUUUUAUUUGUGUUUAAGUUAUCCAGUGCCCCUAAAGUCCAUCAAUUUGGAAUAACUUUUGAAAAUAUAAAUGCAUUUGUAUAUAAUGAGCUUUUGAUUCUUGAGCUGUUUUUAAAAAAAAAUGAAACAAGACAUGGUGGAAGAUAAAGAUUCAGGUAAAGCUUUACAAAAUAUAUAUUUUCCUCUCCUCAGUCCAAUGCACUGUUGGAUGUGCUGCUUAGUCAUCUUCCAGUAAUUGAUCAUUGGGUCUUUUGCGACAUUUGUUGGUCUCAAUCAAGUUGGGGAUAUCAUAAAUGGCAUCAAUCUUACUGGGCCUGAGCCCUUCCUGCUCUUGAUCACUCCACUGUUAUCCCUGCAGGCAUUAAUUAAUGAUUUGGUUGUGAUUUCUUAACCAGUGAUGAAGGAACAUCAGGACACCUGGAUGAGAAAUGUGUGGAAUCAUGCUGUGGUGUGACUUGAUACCUGCAAGGGAUGAUGUGGUGCAAGUCAGAGAAAUGGGAAAUAAUUUCUCAACUUCUUUGAAUAUUUUAAAUUUAUUUCCCAGUCCAGCCUAUGAGCUACAGUUUACUCCAUUUGGACUGACAAGGGCUUAUAUUAGUGUUGGAUUUCUGUCACAGUAUUCCAGCUUAGGCAAUCCAUCAGGCAAUCCCUUAAAUUAGGUUGAUUUUAAGUUACUCUUACACUACUACCACUUACUUCAACCACCAACUCCACAACAACCUUCCAAUCAUAAUCUAACAGGUAUCCAGUGAAAUUCCAUUUGCAAUAAUAUAAAUAAGAAUUUGGGCAGGGAUUUCGGGCAAAUGUUCCAAAUUUCUUCUCCUUUCUUCCCAUUCCUCUUAUUUGACUAAGUUUUUCCCUCAGAGUUUGUCUAAGGGGAGUGAUUCUUGUGUCCCCAUGGUGACGUGUGUUUGCUGACUAACUUUGCAAAAUUCAAAAUGUAUUUUGUUUUUAACCUGUUCAAACUUCAAGUAAUUGUUUUUUUUACCAUCUUCUGGGUUAUUGGGAGGAUCAGCAUGUUGUGAACAAUUGGUGCUGCCACAUCUGUAAAUAGUGUACUUUUCGAAACAAAACAGUCAAAACCAACUUGUCACCUCUUUGCGGAUGUGUUUGAUAGUGCCAAUGAGGGGCCAAGUUAGGAAUAAAAAUAAAUUUGGGAAGUGACUUCUCUGCAAA
Hemiscyllium ocellatum (epaulette shark) is the source of this 4757-nucleotide messenger RNA. RefSeq names its product ligase III, DNA, ATP-dependent (gene lig3). Lineage: Eukaryota; Metazoa; Chordata; Chondrichthyes; Orectolobiformes; Hemiscylliidae. The record is from RefSeq and is a predicted model, not a curated record. The transcript has 21 exons. Bases 164 to 3175 code for a protein of 1003 amino acids. Gene Ontology annotation, biological process: DNA biosynthetic process; lagging strand elongation; double-strand break repair via alternative nonhomologous end joining. Gene Ontology annotation, molecular function: DNA binding; ATP binding; zinc ion binding. Gene Ontology annotation, cellular component: DNA ligase III-XRCC1 complex.